Molecule: messenger RNA, 3225 nt
Organism: Mytilus trossulus (common blue mussel)
Lineage: Eukaryota; Metazoa; Mollusca; Bivalvia; Mytilida; Mytilidae
Product: cilia- and flagella-associated protein 418-like
Exons: 6
Coding region: 180-719 (179 amino acids)
Cellular component (GO): cytosol
Source: RefSeq, a predicted model, not a curated record
UUUGUAAAUCAAGUUCACCCUUAUAUUGUCUGUUACCUUUUUUUAAUUCUUUGAAGGUAAAAAGUAACAACAGAAAGCUUAAAUCAGUAAGCACAGGAAGUACAAGGAAAAAUGUUUGGUAGUGACAGCUAAGCAGCACAUUUUUCUUGUUCAUCUUAUUUUAAUUUCUAAAAUAUAAAAUGGCUGAUGAUAUAGAUGAUUUGUUAGAUGAAGUAGAAACAAAAUAUUGUCCAAAAGAUAGACGAAAGGGCAAAGAGACAUCAAGUAGUAUAAAAUCAAGGCGAAAAGCUAGUGAAGAUCAUGAUGACUUGGACCAGAUAUUAGAUGAUUUGAAAGUAGAACCACUGCCAGACGUUAAACCAAUUAAAUCAAAUGGGUAUGAUGCCAGAACAGAGACAGCUAAAAAAUGUUAUCCAAUAUAUAUAGGUGGGGCCAACUGCUCUUGUGGAAUGGGAACAUCCAUGAGUCAAAAAACCUGUGAUAAAAUGAGAUGUACAUCAUGUGAUUUUAAAGUGGUCAGUUUUGAUAACUUUGAGUGGACCACAGAUACAGACUAUUUAUUUCUGAGGAAUCAUGCUCCAGAUUUCCAAAAACUAAAGUCAAAUUUAAAUUCUAGAAAAGGAUACAGAGCUUAUUGUUGUCAGUGUUCAUUCAGAUCUAUAAAAGAUUUAACACAGCUUAAAGAUCCACAACUUAAAUGGGUGUGUGGAAAACAUUGAUGAGACUUUGAUCUAGAUCUGAUUCAUCAAGCAUCUUUAUAUCUACAAUACUGUCAUGUGAUCAUUUGUGUUUAUUUUGAGAACAUCCAACAAAUGUCAUUUUACUUUAUAUAAUACUUCAAAAUGUGUUCAAGUGAUUGGAAAGUAUUAUUAUAAUUAUACACCAUUGUUUACUGUCUCCUCACUUGUAGAUUAUUAUAAUCUUUCAUUGUCACAAAAAUGGCUGACAAGAAGCUUACAUUGGUCACUUUGUAUUUGACUGCUAAUUUGUUUGAUGAAGUUCAAGUACAGAAAAAAAAUAUAAUCCUGGUUUUAAUUUAAUACUGCAAUAGAUUUUUGUCCAAGAUUUUCUAUUUAUGACAUGAAAGUACUAACUAGGUGAAAAAGGUAUUUUUGUUCUAAUGGCAAAUAAUUUAUACUGUAAAUUCAUUUUCAUCAACCAGUGUAUAAGUUCUCUCUCUCUCAGUUGAUUUUAAGGUUGUAACGUUUUUCUUUCUUUUUCACUGAUGUGCCUUUUCAUAAUGCUGGGAAAAUAGUUUGUAUGUCUUCACGAUAAUUUACAUUGAAUAAUACAUGUAUGUGUAAUGGGACCACAAAUGUUUAAAAGUUAUAGUGCAUGAUUUGUGUCAUAAUUUAUGUUGGGUUAUUCCAGUCUUAUAUUCUUUAUUUAUUUUCUAUUAUUUUGUUCUUGCCAAAAUAUAACAGAAGUCAUAUGAAUAACAUUUAAUUUUAAGAUUUUGUCAUGCGAAUUGUAAGAAUGGCCUUUUGAACAAAUAUUAAUCUUAUGUUCCUUCUUAAGUUCUAUUGAUAUUGUUGUUUACAGGCUUUUUUAUUGGGGUAUUUACUAUUUAGGUGUGUGCAAUCUAUAUUGAUGUAGAAUUUACUGCUUUACUCUGCUAAAAUGCUAGUCAUAUUUAUCUAUAUUUAAACUCAUAUAAAAGCUUGUAAACUGGUGAAUAGGGAACUAUAACAAAAAUAACACUUUUUGUGAUAAUCAUAACAAAAUCAAUCAUUUGUUUAAUUUGGUAUCCCCACAAAUUAAAAGUCAUUUCAAAACCAAAAUUGCUCAUUUAAGGUUGCAUUUCUGUAAAUAUUGACAAUGCAAUUUCCCAUAGGAACUCCCUUUACGGCUCAAACUGUACCACUUUUACAAUGAAGUUUUGAAAAAAAUCUUAUUCUAGAAUUGAAAGUUCAUUUGCACCACAAUUUUUUUCAAAGGUCAAAAUAUAGGACUGUGCAUCAUAUUUUCAAUGUUUAUUUGCCCUGAACUUCUCAGAGUUUAAACUUACACUAAUUUUCUUAACUACCCCUACCUCGAAUGAAAGGUUACCACAGAUCUCAUUGUAAACAAUAUGUACAUGUAAAUGUACUGGUAACAUUCCCAAGUUAUGUCUCUGUCAGAUGGAACACAGAGAGCAUAACUGGGAACCAGUAUGUAAACAAAAUUAAUUUUCUAUGAAUAUUCAAGAUCUCCCCAAAAGAGGCGUGUUUUGAGAAACAGCUGUAUUUACAAAGUGCAACCUUAAAUAGCAUCUGUUAAAAUUAUGAUAUUUGCAAUAUACAUGGAAAUGUAUAUCAUAUUGUUUAUCAUUUAUCAAAAGAAUUGCAUUAGAAGUUUGCUACACUUGACAUUUACAGCCAGUAGAAAAAAUAUGUUAAAGUUGGUACAAAUGUACUUGAAUUUAUUUUGAUAGCAAUACCAAUUUCACACAAAACUAUAGCCUCAUGUUCUCAAUGCUUAACAUACUAGGAAGGAAUUCUCUACUUUGUUUUAAGUUAUCUUAAUUUUUGUCCAUUAUUUCCAUUCACCAGAUCAUUUUGAGAACUUAAAAAAUCAGUUACAACUUCACAGAGAAUGGGUGGAUCAUUAAUUGACAUGUUUAAGUGUUUGCAAGGGAGAUAAUUUUAUGUUUAACUGGAUGCUAAGUGUGAUUUCCACACUAAAAAAUAUAUAUCUGUCUAAAUCUCUCUUUUUAAAUGGCCUCUGAAAUUCUAAAGAAAGUCUCAAGAUGAUUUUGAAGUGCAAUAGCAACAACAUAGCUUAAAUAUUGUAUACAGUGUUUUUGUAUGUUUAAAUAUUAAUCUUUAUCAUAAAAAGUCUUUAGAAAACAGAAUUAUAUCAGAAGCUGGCAGUAUCUAAUUACAAAUGUAGUAAGAGCAGCAUGGACAAAGCAUAUAUAUUUCAGAUGACAAGGUUGUACACUAUUAAAGUCUUAGUUUAUAACGUUCCCAAAGUGUGAAACAAUUGUCUUUAGACUUAAUUUUGCAUAGUAAGUGCUAGGUUAUUGCAUAGUAAGUGCUAGGACAUUGCAUAGUAAGUGCUGGGUCGAUGCUUUAAUAGAAAUUAAAAUAUUCAGAAAGCUAAUAUAUAACCAUCUUAAUUGUGUGUUUCAGCAAGAAAGGGAAGGUUGCACUUAUUCUGAAUUUCUAUAUAUUUGUUUCAUGUUAAAUAAUUUAUUGUGAACAUUAUAUGUGAAUUUUUGUUAAAAAUAAAUGUUGAAUAAAG